Messenger RNA from Pieris napi, 1134 nucleotides. RefSeq names its product 3-oxoacyl-[acyl-carrier-protein] reductase FabG-like. The coding region runs from base 185 to 946 and encodes 253 amino acids. The record is from RefSeq and is a predicted model, not a curated record. NCBI's taxonomy places the organism in Eukaryota, Metazoa, Arthropoda, Insecta, Lepidoptera, Pieridae. Gene Ontology annotation, molecular function: oxidoreductase activity. The transcript has a single exon.
AAAAUAUAAUAAUUAAUAUAGCGCACUCUUGUACAUUGCACAAAGCACAUAGUGACCUGAAGGCUGAAACCGGCUAAAGUGAAUCUGAAUACUUGGUAUACUAGUGCGUCAAAUACAGAUAUAGCACUUUAGUGAGUCAUAUUACCUUCGUUCGUUUUCGUCAAUUUAUUUUGAUUAACAAAACAUGGAUUUUAACGAUAAAGUUGUACUAAUUACUGGAGCCAGUUCAGGGAUAGGUGCUUCUAUUGCUAUUCAUCUAUCAAAAUUAUCCGCAAAGUUAGUGCUAGUUGGAAGAAAAGAGCCCAAUUUAAAAAAGAUUGCGCUAUACUGUGAAAAAGCAAAAGGAAUAAAACCACAUACUAUUAUAGCUGAUGUAUCAGAUGCAGGUGAUUUAGAAAGAAUCUUAAAUGAAACAAUUGAGGAAUUCGGCAAAUUAGAUGUCUUAGUGAACAAUGCGGGAGUUUUAGCCAUGGGAGGAAUUAAGAAAACAGACAUGGAAAGUUUUGACAGAGUUAUGUCUAUUAACACUCGUGCUGUGUUUCAGCUAACUAUGCUGGCUACACCGCAUUUAAUUGCAAGUAAAGGAUGCAUUAUUAACAUGUCUAGUAUUGUAAGUACCAGGCCGAAUACAAUGAUGCUUGCAUACAAUAUGUCUAAGGCAGCCAUAGAUCAAUUCACAAAAUGUGUUGCCUUAGAAUUAGCACCAGAUGGGGUAAGGGUUAACUCUGUCAACCCUGGCUUUGUUAAGACAAAUCUUAUAAAAGAUAGUGGUCUGACAGAAGAUCAAAUUGAUUUGGUUGUUAAGAAUAUGGCACAGAGUAACCCACUGAAAAAAAUAGUUGAGGCUAACGAAGUAGCAGCAUUAGUAGCAUUUCUUGCCAGCGAUCAAGCUAAGAGCAUCACAGGAUGUUGUUAUCCAAUAGAUAGUGGAAAACUUUUAGUGUAGAAAUAUUUAGACCACUUUAUAGUGACAAAUAUUAUGUAGUCACUUUAAUAGAUAUUAAUUAAUAAAUUAUUAUCUUUGUUGUAAAAUUCCUAUUAUAUUUUUGAAGGACAAGUUAAACCUACAAUACAUAUAGAUACCUUAAAUUAUUUUAUUUAAAUAUGUAAAAAAAUUAUACAUAUAAUUGUUGA